This is a messenger RNA of Eptesicus fuscus (big brown bat), 1504 nucleotides long. RefSeq names its product protein phosphatase 1 regulatory subunit 32 (gene SAXO4). Gene Ontology annotation, molecular function: phosphatase binding. The record is from RefSeq and is a predicted model, not a curated record. The coding region runs from base 120 to 1382 and encodes 420 amino acids. The transcript is spliced from 14 exons. NCBI's taxonomy places the organism in Eukaryota, Metazoa, Chordata, Mammalia, Chiroptera, Vespertilionidae.
CUCCCUGAGGGCCCAGGAUUCUCUGGAGUCGCUCCUGCCUCCUCCUGCCUCCUGUAGCCUCUCCAGACCUCACAGCCAUUGCGGAGGGCAGGCCCCUGGGGGCUCUGCCCCGCAGCACGAUGACGGGGAAGAUCCCCCUGGGCGUCGCCUCCCCUUACGUGAAGACGAGUUCAGGGGGCUGCACGGACCCCAUGAAGUUCUACGCCACCACCUACUGCACGGCCUAUGGCCGGGAGGAGUUCAAGCCCCGCAUGGGCAGUCACAGAGGCACCGGCUACAAAUCGAACUACCGGCCUGUGGUCUCGUUCCAAGCCGGCCUCCGUGCUCCGGACAACCCAGCCAUGGGGGAACAAGUCCGGGACAGCUUCCAGACGGUAACCGGCCAGAGUUACCGCCCCCUGGAGGUGCCCGAUGGCAAGUGCCCGCUGCCCGGGAGCUUGUACCAGACCAGCUCCGGCUACUCUCUGGAGAAGGCCGGCACGGCACCCACCAUCAAGGAGGUCCGGAAGGUGCACUUUGACACCCAGGACUACGGGCCGCAGGCCAUCACCGGGCUGGAGCCCAAGCAGGUGUCCCUGCUCCAGCAGCAGAGCAAGGGCUCGGUGGAGUGGGAGAACGCCCGGCACGGCCCGCGCUUCAUGACUUCCGAGUACAAUUCCAAGUACCUCAGGGAGCCCUCAAGCCAGCCAGACCUCUUGCAGAAGAAAUCCAUCGGGGCCAAGGAGGAGAGCGGCUUCACCGAGGCGUCCGCCAAGAACCCCAUCGCCUCCCAGGCGCUCCCCGGGGACCCGGCCCUCCUUCCCGGCCGGAGCACCAGCAAGGCGGACUUUCUCCCCAUGGCCCCCCUCCACGGGGACGAGCUCCUGCCCCAGAUGUCCAGGGACGCGGAGCGGGAGACUGGCUUCAGCCGAGUGAAUGAGAGGAUUCUGGGCUCCAGAGUGCCCCCUCCCAGCCCGGAGCGCAGCAGCGUGACCCACUGGCAAUUCCAGCACCCCCAGCGAGUGCAACAGACAAAUGUCUCCCUGCUUGGCCGGGAGAUGGUGGGGAACAAGGAGCCCACAGGGUACAGCCUUAACAACGCCGGCUAUGUCCGCAGCCCCUACGACCCCGGCCUGGACAAUCCCUACCUGACCUCCUACAACCAAGGGUACUUCGAGAACAUCCCGAAGGGUCUAGACCGGGAAGGCUGGACUCGAGGGGGCCUCCAGCCGCAGAAACCUGGAGGCUAUGCCCUCAACCAGCCGGUCACCCGCAUGGAGGCCAUCCCCACCCCCACGGAGAGCCUGAGGCACCUGCACCCCCACGUGGGAAGAACCCUGAUCUCAACGGACCCCUUCUACCGCCCCCCGCCUCACAGCGGCCGCUUCAACGCCCCCCACUGAGCCGAGGCCUGGCACAGGUUCGCCAGGCCAAUGGGACAGGAGCCGGCUGCUGUCCCUGUCCCCCCGCAGAGCCCCUGGGACCCCCCCCCCCCAGUUACUUUCCUAAUGAAAUAAAGAGCAGC